GUAAUCCAGAGAAUACAGUAGGAGUUCUCACCAUGGCAGGGAAAGGUGUUCGCGUUUUGGUCACUCCUACUAGUGAUCUUGGCAAGAUUCUGGCAUGCAUGCAUGGUUUAGAAAUAGGUGGUGAGAUGAACCUGGCAGCUGGCAUUCAGGUGGCUCAAUUGGCCCUCAAACAUCGCCAGAACAAGAAACAGCAACAAAGGAUUAUUGUGUUUGCUGGAAGUACUGUCAAACAUGACAAAAAGUUUUUGGAGAUAAUCGGAAGGAGAUUAAAGAAGAACAGUGUAGCCCUUGAUAUCUUCAAUUUUGGUGAAGAAGAUGGGGAGAAGUCAGAGAGGAUAGAAGCCCUGUUUAAGACAUUGAACAAUAAUGACACCAGCCACAUUGUUCAUGUUCCACCUGGUCCAAGUGCUCUUUCUGAUGUACUUAUAAGUACACCCAUCUUUACCGGUGAUGGGGAAGGUGGGAGUGGUUUUGCGGCGGCAGCAGCAGCAGCUGCCGCUGGUGGUGUCUCUGGUUUUGAUUUUGGUGUAGAUCCAAACCUGGAUCCUGAGCUUGCCCUUGCUCUUAGAGUUUCAAUGGAAGAAGAGAGGGCCAGACAAGAAGCAGCUGCUAAAAAGGCUGCUGAGGAUGCUUCCAAACAGGAAAAAGGAGGGGAAGCACAAUCCAGCUCACAAGAUGCAACUAUGCCGGAGCGUGCCAGUGCUGGAACUUCUGAAGCCGAUAAUAAGAGUAAUGAUUUCAUGGAUGAUGAGAAUGCUCUGCUACAACAGGCCCUUGCAAUGUCAAUGGAUGAACCCGCUUCCAGCCAUGAGAUGUGAGACGCAGAUAUGUCUGAGGCACUUGGAGAGGAUCCAGAGUUGGCUCUAGGUGAGUUCUUCUGGUCAUUUGACCAUACUCCAUUCAUCUAUGGGUGGGUUGGUUGAAUAACAACGUUAGUUGGUGGCAAUUUUUCAUUGGGAAUAGGAAAUAAAUUUAAGGUGCUAUUGCGAAAAAUGCAAGCUUUGACCAUUGUUAAGCACGU
Molecule: messenger RNA, 1021 nt
Organism: Prunus dulcis (almond)
Lineage: Eukaryota; Viridiplantae; Streptophyta; Magnoliopsida; Rosales; Rosaceae
Product: 26S proteasome non-ATPase regulatory subunit 4 homolog
Exons: 5
Coding region: 33-818 (261 amino acids)
Biological process (GO): proteasome-mediated ubiquitin-dependent protein catabolic process
Cellular component (GO): cytosol; nucleus; proteasome regulatory particle, base subcomplex
Molecular function (GO): polyubiquitin modification-dependent protein binding
Source: RefSeq, a predicted model, not a curated record